Messenger RNA from Branchiostoma belcheri (Belcher's lancelet), 793 nucleotides. Its product is annotated as superoxide dismutase [Cu-Zn]-like. NCBI's taxonomy places the organism in Eukaryota, Metazoa, Chordata, Leptocardii, Amphioxiformes, Branchiostomatidae. Gene Ontology annotation, molecular function: copper ion binding; superoxide dismutase activity. The transcript is spliced from 5 exons. The record is from RefSeq and is a predicted model, not a curated record. Gene Ontology annotation, biological process: removal of superoxide radicals. Bases 64 to 615 code for a protein of 183 amino acids.
AGACAACAUACUGGAAGAACCAGGUGCCACUCACAGAGUGUUAGAUAGGACACAAGUGUCAUCAUGGCUCUGUUUGCAGUAGCUGUCCUUACAGGAGUGGUGACUGGGACUAUCCACUUCAUACAAGAGUCCCCUACCAGCCCUGUGGUUGUACGUGGGGAGGUGAGAGGACUGACUGAAGGACUACAUGGCUUCCAUGUGCACCAGUCUGGGGAUAUGACAAACGGUUGCAGCAGUAUGGGUUCUCACUACAACCCUUUUGGCAGGAACCAUGGAGGGCCCACUGAUGUUAACAGGCAUGUUGGAGACCUAGGUAACAUCAUCGCCGGUGCAGAUGGCAUUGCUAAAGUGGACAUCACAGAUGACCAGAUAUCCCUUUCUGGAAAAUACUCCAUUCUUGGAAGAGGCCUUGUGGUCCAUGCAGAUGAGGAUGACCUCGGCAGGGGUGGGUUCUCUGACAGUCUGACGACAGGUCACGCAGGUGCACGUGUGGGGUGUGGGAUCAUCGGGGAGACAACAGACGACACUCAACAGGACAAACGCCUGGAAACACCCACCAACACACGGAAAAAAAACAAGCCCUUGGAUGGGUUAGAGUGGUUAUCAGUCUUUUAGUGAAUGGCUUAAAGGCUAAAGGUAUAGGAAAUGCGUUCUGACCGACCAUAGAAAAAAUUGCCAACUCUAGUCUUUUUUUUGUGGUCCCCUGAAUUAGACAUACAUUUUUUGAGCUGAUCGACCUUAUCUAGCUCUAUGAUCUGAUACCUGAAACAUUGUACAAUCGGUUUUCCAACAU